UUUAUUGCCCCUCUUUCCUCAUUUUCUCAGAAACGCAUCCACAGCAAAAAUGGAAUCCGAGCUGAAUCCUGCAGCUGAUUCUGGCGUCGACGCUGAAGUGCAAGCGCGCUUCGUCACGAGCGACAAGCGCUACACUGUGACUGACAAGCCGUUUGCAGUGCCCACCCGGCUCAAGCGCUACGGCCUGAGCGAGGUCAUCAACCACCUGCUUGGCCUUGCGUCGCCGCGUCCCUUUGACUUUCUGAUUGACGGCCAGUUCUUGCGCACUUCCCUCGACAAGUACAUUGCCGAGCAUGCCUUGUCACGAGAAACCAUUCUUGAAAUCGAGUACUGCGAGGCCGUCCCGCCGCCGGCUCCGCUUCACUCGUACGAGCACGAAGAUUGGGUCAGCUCCAUCUCGUUCGUGAGCCAGGCUGGCCUGUUCUUGACUGGUUGCUACGACGGCGCGUUGCGCGCAUGGAACCAAGGUGGCAAGUGCAUCGCCGUUUUCGCAAAGCACACUGCCCCGAUCAAGUCCACCACGCUCGUCCGUGAUACUCGUAGCGGCGAGCCCGAGUCUGACAAGCAGGUUUCCCUUGUUUCUGCGUCCAUGGAUCAUACGUUGUUGGCAUGGAAGUUGGACGUGUCUGCAGCAUCUUGCUCUGCUGAUAUUGCCUACAAGCUGGCCGGCCACACUGAAUCUGUUGAUGUUGUCGACUCACAUCCCGACGCAGCUUUCGUGUGCUCGGGCUCCUUUGACAAGACCAUCAAGUUGUGGACACUCAAGGCAGGCGUUGCUGAAGAAGCGCCUGCCGCUCCAGUGAGCAAGAAGGCUCGGUUAGCUCAACCCCAACCAACACACAUUGUCAAAUCUGCACUUUCAACCCUUGUCGGCCAUAACGAUGCAGUCACUGGCGUUGCAUGGCCCUCCAGCAAUACGAUUCACAGUGCUAGCAUGGACUGCUCUGUCCGUGCUUGGGAUGUGGAGACUGGUCGCAAUAAGGCAACCAUGAAUGGAACAAAGGCCAUUUUCGGCAUGGCAUCCACAUCUAGUGCCACGUCAGAGCUGAUCAUCACUGGCCACGCUGACGAGGCCAUCCGUGUCUGGGAUCCCCGCGUCCAAGACGGCGUUGUCGUCAAGUUGACGCUCCGCUCGCACAAGGGAAUCGUCUCGUCAUUGUCGUGGGCGCCUGGAUCCCAAACGCAAUUUGCGACUGGCUCGUACGACAACACUGUCAAGCUCUGGGACUUGCGAAGCCGCACUCCGCUGUUCACCAUCGCCGACCACACUGAUCGUGUUUUGUGCGUCAACUGGGCCGCGAGCGAUCUUAUCGGCUCUGGCUCUGUGGACAAGACCCUUCAACUCAAGCUGCUGCGCAGCUCCGACACUGCUGUCGCUGAAAACGGCACCAGCGCCACCAAGACUAGCCAGCCAAUGGACGUCGAUACUACUGCAAGCAAGCCUGCCUCCAAGAGCAAGGUUGCUACUCCCCGUCGUUAAUUUCCAUGAAUACAGUGAUUUUGUUUUUCUCAGGUUUUUGUUUUCAAUCAGCUUGUUUCAGCAAUGCUUCCACGGAGAAAACUGUAUUAAUUUCCUG
Molecule: messenger RNA, 1577 nt
Organism: Capsaspora owczarzaki ATCC 30864
Lineage: Eukaryota; Filasterea; Ministeriida; Capsasporidae
Product: WD repeat domain-containing protein
Exons: 9
Coding region: 50-1480 (476 amino acids)
Biological process (GO): ribosome biogenesis
Cellular component (GO): preribosome, large subunit precursor
Molecular function (GO): protein binding
Source: RefSeq, a predicted model, not a curated record